AUGGCAUCUCAAACAAUCACCGUCACCGUCAAGUACUCGAAACCAGGAACCCAACCUCCGAUCUACCUCGCAGGUUCCUUCUCGGAUCCAGAAUGGCAGCCGCAGGAGAUGCAGUUUACCACCGACGAGAACAACGAACACGAGUUUCACAAGAAGGUUGACAUUGAGGAGGGAAAGGAAUAUCAAUAUAAAUUCCGUCUUGGUCCUGGAGAUUGGUGGACUUUGAAUGAGGAUUCACCUACAGUUACUGACGACAUUGGUAACAAAAACAAUCUCCUCUUCAUCCCCAAGGUCGAAGAGACCACCGCAGAUUCAGAAGAAACAAAUUCAACACCACAAGAAUUUCAAGCUGAGAAAGCAGAACCAGUCCAUACACCGACCAUGGAGAAAGAAAAGACUCCGUCUAUCGAAGAGACAAUGGGCACGCGAGAGACCGACGACGCUCUGUUCGCAGACGAAAUCAUCAAGGAUACCGACGAAGUCAAGGAAGACCUACAGGCGCCUGCAGUCGAGGGACGAAUGGAGCCGCAUUCUACCCCAGCAAUCCCAGAGAAGCCGCAAGCCGAACAUAUUGAGGAGAUCAAGCAUACCAAAGAGCUUCAAGAUAUUCGUGGGACCGAUACUUCCACCAGCAAGUUGGUCGAGGAAGACGUCGUUGAGCCAACACCUAAACCACUGCUGGAUAUCAAGAAGAUUUAUGACCUCGAGGAUACUGAUAGCAAGAACGUCUCUGAAUCCGAUACUGAAGAAGACAAGGCUGUUGCUCCUCCGGUACUUGUCGUCGAGGGUGCAAAGGCUGAAGCUGAGCAAGAGGAGAAGUCCAAUAUCGAGGCUCCAACAAAUGGACACGACUCUGCUCACCUCCUCGCUGCCGAACCCGCCGACGAGAAUGUCUCUAGACAUGGUGCCCGUACACCUGACCUUGCAAAUGUAGCAGCUGAGGUUGCUGAUACGGCUGCCACCCUGGAUCGAGAACAACCUACGCCACCAAUCUCAGACGAUGAGGCUGGUCGUAUCGGCUUCAGACGCAUGUCUACUACUCCAAUCCCAGAAGUCGCAAGCACAGCUGCUGAGGUUGCUGACGUAGCCGCUGUCAUUGACAAAGAGGACAAGGAAGAGGAGCCACGAGAGUUCAUUCGCCCUUUUGAUAUCGAUGAUGGAGAUCUUCCAGAAACUCCCCCAAAUGAAAAGGUGCCUAAAUUCUCUCAUGAAUGCUACUCUCCACCAAGUCAUGAAGAGCCCUGCCAACAGGAAGAGUAUGAUCCUUACGAGGGCAUGAGACCAAGACCCGAGGAGCAGAUCGACUUAAACGACCCGUCCAUCCAGAUGUUUCCCACUGAUCGAGCCGGAAUUCUCGAACAUCUUCGAAAGAUGCAGGAACGUCUCCCAGAAGACGAGGUUAAGCAUGACUCUCUUGACUUAGCCCCACCAUCUCCGGUAGUUGGACCCAAUGGCCGACCUGAGCGUCUCAACUUUCCAGCAGUUUCUCCGGUUGUGUUGGCUCAACGAUCUCCAUCCCUCGAUUCUAUCCCCGAACAUAACGAUGAGGCAGAUGAUCUGCUAGGAGCUACAUUUGUCAAGCUCAAUGGCGAAGAUAAACCAGCAACUAAUGGUGUUACCGUCGCUAAGGAAGAGAUUGACAACGUCCUCACAGAUGAUGGACCUUCUUCCAAGAAGGAGAACGGUGCGCCCCUACUUGAGCCUGAGGAGAAGAAGCGGGAUCUUGUGAGAUCUCUUGAUGGUAGUGAUGAGACCUCGAUACAUGCGAAGUCAGAGCAGACGGAGACCAAAGAUACCGAAGCUCAAGUGCCUGAUACAGGAGAUCUUGCUAAGCCUGAUACUACUGCAACCGGAAAGACUGAGGACCAAGUACCAGACGCAGAAGAUUCUGCUAAGGUUGAAUCUACUAUGAGCCCAGAGCAACAAAAGACCGAGAUUCAGGUGCCAGAGGAAGAAGAACCUGCUAAGGCUGACUCUACUACGAGUCCAGAGCAAAUAGAGGCCAAGGAUACCAAAACCCAAGUACUCGAUAAGGAAGAAUCUGCUAAUCCUGAUUCUACCGCAAGUCCGAAUGAGCAAGAGACCGAAACGACCGAUAUCCAGGUUCCAGAUGCAGAAGAAUCUGCUCGGGCCCUUCCUGCCGAGCCUCUAGACACUGCGGAGAAGAAAGAUGUUGCAGAGAGUCAAAUUAGAGGAACCACUGAGCCAAUUGUCGAUGCAGAGACGUCCGUCCCGGAAGGAAGCGAUCAAGAAAAGCCUGACGAAACUUCGAAUCAGCAUACCAAGGAAGAAUCAUUGGAUGGCGUUUGUGACACAGGUUCACACAUCGUUCCGGCGCCGGUGACCCCAUUUAUCGUGGGUGAUCGCCAACUUGGUCAUGAUGAAGAAGAUGUGCGCGAACUAAGAACUGGUACAUUCGGUCCUAGUAUCACUGUCCAGCCAGCUACUCCUUUCCCAGGCAUCAGCCGGCGACUUGGCCACGAUGAUGAGCAAUCCAAGGAUUCCACCACGAAGGAUGUCAGCGGCAACAUUGAGCACACUGAGGAGUCCAGCGCGAAGGAUGCCAGCCUGGAUACCGGAGUAUCUCCAGCGACUCCAGCUUCGAAUACUGUGAUCGACACCACCACCAAGCAGAACGAUACAGCUAAGAGCAGCGCUAUCGGAAAUGAGAAUGAUGAUAGCCAGAUCAAGUCACGCAAGCGUCAAUCAUCUCCGGCCAGAAGUCUAGCACCAUCAGUCACAGCGAACUCGAUGCGAUCUGGCAGCAAAGAUGAUGAUGCUAAGGGGGCAUUUUUGAGGUACUUCUUUCGCCUUGUCUUCAUUGAUUAUAUUGGUGGAUUCUUUAUGAGGCUCUGCGGUGCGAGACGUCGUCGCCACUAA
Messenger RNA from Mollisia scopiformis, 2880 nucleotides. RefSeq lists its product as uncharacterized. The transcript has 3 exons. The record is from RefSeq and is a predicted model, not a curated record. Bases 1 to 2880 code for a protein of 959 amino acids. Lineage: Eukaryota; Fungi; Ascomycota; Leotiomycetes; Helotiales; Mollisiaceae.